AUGAGGCACCGCGACCUCGGCCCAGAGGAGGAGAAGGAACGGGGGUGUUUCUUAGUCAGUAAUAGUCUGGCUCCCUCCCGCUGGGUCCAAAUUCCGGGUCCGUGCCGGCCAAGUCAUUUGACGAUUUCGCCCUCACGAAAAAAGCGUGUUUCGCGUAUUUGGCCUGUGUACUGUACAAUGACGAUUAUAAUUGAAGAAUCGGAGGAAAUACCAUGUUCACAAUGCGACAGGCUGCGACAGACGUUUAUGCUGAUCGCGCUGUCGGCUGUCAUGCCGAUGGUGGUGUUCGCUGCUAUCCUCCUCUUCACGGUCACAGAGGAGGUGAACAUCCAAGUCCAGUUCACAACAGGACUAAUAGUGGAGUUCGUGUUCGGGCUUCUCUACGUACAACUAUUCGUAGCUACGUCAAUUUUGAUCAUCAGUUUUAUGAAGAGGAAGCAGCCAUUACCUUUGAUGUACCACUAUUACUACUUUUUCUUCCAUAUAGCCGUUGUGGGCCUGUUCCUCGGAUCCACCUUCGUGAUGACCUUGGUGAACACUGCGUACAUUAUUUCUGGAUUAGUGUUUUUCGGUGGUUCUUUAUAUUUUUACAAUUUAUAUAAUUUUAUGGAGAAUAACAAGGAUAUUUGGCCCACCUUAAGAAGAGCUUAUUAA
Messenger RNA from Spodoptera exigua (beet armyworm), 654 nucleotides. The record is from the annotation of a GenBank genome assembly. NCBI's taxonomy places the organism in Eukaryota, Metazoa, Arthropoda, Insecta, Lepidoptera, Noctuidae.